Molecule: messenger RNA, 910 nt
Organism: Alnus glutinosa
Lineage: Eukaryota; Viridiplantae; Streptophyta; Magnoliopsida; Fagales; Betulaceae
Product: 22.0 kDa class IV heat shock protein-like
Exons: 1
Coding region: 76-708 (210 amino acids)
Biological process (GO): response to heat; protein complex oligomerization; response to salt stress
Source: RefSeq, a predicted model, not a curated record
CACAAGUGAGAAUCACAGAGCAGUAGAGCACGUUCUUCCACUUACCGAAACCUCUAAAACAAAAAAGAGAGAGAGAUGAGAGAACAAGUAAAACAAGUUGUCCCCGCUUUGUUUCUCCUACUCUUUCUUAAGGUUCGGUUCUCCAAUCAGUCUUUGCUGCCACUAGUAGAUCGUGAUCAGAGGAGUAUGUUGGCUGAUUUCAGGGCAGACCCGUUCCGAGUGUUGGAACAUAUCCCAUUUUGUCUCCACAGGGGUUUCUGGGCAGACCCGUUGCGAGUGUGGGAACAUAUCCCAUGUGCACUCGACAGGGACGACAAGACUGACAAGUUCAACUGGAAGGAGACACCAAAAGGUCACGUUAUCAUGCUGGACAUGCCGGGGUUGAAGGAGAAGGAGCUAAAGAUCGAAGUGGAGAACCGGGUGCUGAGAGUAAGCGGAGAGAGGAAGAGGGAAGAUGAGAAGAAAGGGGAUCAUUGGCACCGGGUGGGGAUGUCGUAUGGCAAGUUUUGGAGGCAGUUCCAGUUGCCGGAGAACGUGGACUUGGAUUCUGUUAAGGCCAAGUUGGAGAAUGGGGUGCUCACUUUGUCAUUGGCCAGGUUGUCCCCCGACAAGAUCAAGGUUCCCAAGGUAGUUAGCAUUACUGGAGAAGAGGACCAUGAACCUGCUAAGCCCUGGAGCGGUGAGGCUGAGGCCAAGCAGGAGCUCUAAACUUUUUAACAUCUUUUGAGUUACCGCACUAUGUUUGUGGCUUGUGAGUGAAUAAAGGGUUUCACUUGAUCUUGAUCUUUCUUCUUCUUUUUUUUUUUUUGUUGUGUUGUUAAAGCGUCUGAUCGAUGAUCGAUGUAAUCUAUCUCUUCUACUUUCUACUAAAAUUAACUUAUAUAUAUGUGGUUAAUUAGCAAUUCCUUAA